CGGUCUUGAGAUAAAGUGUGAAACCCUGUAAAACUAAUCAAAACAAGAUUAUCAUCUGUUCGCGGGCAACAAUACACUUUUAGCACUAAAAUCUUCACAGAGUGAGAGAAAGAAAAAAACAAACGGUCCGAGGCCCCGGAAGCUGGAGCCGGAUCCGAUCGCUCCCACCAGCUGGUCCAGAGAAGAAGAAAAAGAAGCGCGGUCUUGGUAGGUCAGAUCAGUGCAGUGCGUGGCACACAAACUCGGCCAGUAGCUGUGCGUGUCCAUUUGCCACGGAUUGUACCUCGAGCUCACGCUACUGUCCCAACGACUGAUAGCAGAGCAAGUAAAAACCGACGUGGGAGGACGAACGAUAACACACAGAACGCACAAAAACCGUCGCUCCACUUCCGUCCCGGAGAGACCGCCCACCACACACUCCUUCCCUCACCCCGAUGACGAUCUACAAUUUGUACAUCUUCGACAAACUUGGCACCCUGUUGUACUACGGCGAAUGGAACCGGCUGAAGCAAUCGGGCAUCACCAAAGAUGAGGAAGCGAAGCUGAUGUACGGCAUGCUGUUCUCGAUCAAAUCGUUCGUCAGCAAAGUGUCGCCGGUGGAGCCGAGGGAGGGCUUCCUCUACUACAAAACGAACAAGUACGCGUUGCACUACCUGGAGGUGCCGUCCGGGCUGAAGUUUGUCCUCAACACGGACAACACGUCGACCGGCAUCCGGGAGUUUCUACAGAACGUGUACACGAAGAUAUGGGUUGAGUAUGUCGUCCGGAACCCGCUUUGGACGCUCGGUACACCCGUCACGUCCGACAUCUUUAAGGCAAAGCUGGACGAGUUCGUGAAACAGUCGCCCCUGUACGGUUCCAAAAUCAUCUAACCGCUCGUGCCGUGUACACAGAGAGGACAUGUCCUCCCGGCCACCCAAUCGAUUCCGCAAAAAAAAACAUCUCACCCAUCCCCCCAUUUAGUAAACUUUCCGCUGCUUCCGGUACUCGGUCAGCCACUUCUGUAUGUUCUGCACGUGGACGGCACGGGCCCGCGUCACGGAUGCCGGAUCGGCCGGAUUGGACGCGCGCAGAUCGAGAUGGUGGGCUCCCUCGGGGAUGAGCACGAUCUUGACGUUCUCGUUGCUCGAGCGCAGCACGCCACCGCCGGACCACGGAUCCAGCAGCCCGUUGCUGAAGACGAUGUUCGUAAUGCUCGCACUGUGCAAAAAAAAACAAUCAAACAAACCAAACCACGGACAGAAAAUGAUUAUUAACGUUUCUGGCUGUUAAAAAAAAACAACACUAAAUGCUAUAGCAAAUGUAAAGUGUAAGCUCAAAAGUAGCGAAAAUGAUGCGAUUGAAACCCCCCGGAUUUGUGUUUUAAACAGACGCUAAUCGAUUAAAGAACGUUACGCAGACACACUGGCCGCAA
This is a messenger RNA of Anopheles arabiensis, 1414 nucleotides long. It is a transcript of the gene Bet5, whose product is annotated as trafficking protein particle complex subunit 1. Bases 435 to 872 code for a protein of 145 amino acids. NCBI's taxonomy places the organism in Eukaryota, Metazoa, Arthropoda, Insecta, Diptera, Culicidae. The record is from RefSeq and is a predicted model, not a curated record. Gene Ontology annotation, biological process: endoplasmic reticulum to Golgi vesicle-mediated transport. The transcript has 3 exons. Gene Ontology annotation, cellular component: TRAPP complex.